ACAAAAGAAGAAGAAGAAGAAGUAUUGCUCCUGCGCAGAUUAGGUGGCCACGUGACGUUUCAGGACUAUGUGAAGCAAAGAAGAACGUAAUGUUUUAAUCCAGAGUCAGAAUUGUUUUCUUCUGUUUGUAAUCGGCGUGUUUACAAUGGCGACUGACGCGGUGAAACUCUCCAAAAAUGUGCUCCGGAUGAAAUUCAUGCAGAGAGGUUUGGAUGCAGAGACGAAGAAGCAGCUGCAAGACGAUGAAAAAAGAAUCAUAAGUGAUGAACAUUGGUAUCUGGACCUGCCCGAGCAACAAAGCAAAGAGAACUUCAUAGUGGAAGAGAAGAGUUUUGUUCCGUUUGAAGAGCUUCUGUUUGGCCGCAUGUCCUUUAAAGGCUUCAACCCAGAAGUCGAGAAACUGAUGACGCUCAUGAACCCAAACCAGGCCAAAGAGGAAGUAAAUCCCAACGCUGGCCAAAUGCAGACUGAUGUGACGGACGAGGAGAUGGCGCUCAGGUACCAGAGUUUAGUGGGAAGCAUGAAGAAGAAGUUUGCCAGGAAGCGGGAAAUAAUCAAUUUAGACGACGAGGAUGACCAAGACGUCAAUCAAAAUGUUGUGAAAACAAACCAAGCAAAGAAGAUGUUCCUGAAGCCAAACCUUGACUGACACACUUUAUUUAAAAUUUUUAAUCUUUUUGAGUAACGGACUGCUGCUGACACCGGAGGUUUAACUUCCUGUGUCAGCAACAAUUUUUUUACACUUUGUUUGCUUGUGUGACAACCAGAAAACCCCCCACCAUUGCUUAAGUGUAGGGGAGGCGGUGUGGUUUAUUAAACACAGCAAGUGUUCACA
This is a messenger RNA of Nerophis ophidion (straightnose pipefish), 835 nucleotides long. RefSeq names its product M-phase phosphoprotein 6 (gene mphosph6). The transcript has 5 exons. The coding region runs from base 146 to 649 and encodes 167 amino acids. The record is from RefSeq and is a predicted model, not a curated record. Gene Ontology annotation, biological process: maturation of 5.8S rRNA. Lineage: Eukaryota; Metazoa; Chordata; Actinopteri; Syngnathiformes; Syngnathidae.